AUGAAGGAACAGGGUAACAAAGGAUAUCUCACCCUUUACCAAAUUAUUGCGUCAUUUCCGGUAUCAUCGGGUAGAAUAGCACUGCUGGUGAUUGACGUGCAGAAUUGCUUCCUCCCAACCGGAACUCUUCCAGUCACAGACGGUGACCAAGUCAUUCCCAUCAUCAACGACAUUCGUAGAGAGUACAGAGACCUGUUUUCAUUGGUCGUGUUCUCGCAGGAUUGGCAUUGUGUGGACCACGUGUCAUUUGCUUCACAGCACAAUGGGAUGAAAGCGUUUGACACAACUCUUCUGCAGUAUGACGAACAAGGCAAUUUGUGCAACUCAUCUUCACAAUGUGAUGUGAAGUACAAUAUUACACAAGCAUUGUGGCCAGAUCACUGCGUCAAGAACACUACAGAUGCUGAAUUUGCUGUAAACAUCACGAAAGAAAACAGUGAUAUCAUCGUCAGAAAAGGUUAUCAUUGUGAGAUAGAUUCCUAUUCUGCAUUUUUUGAUAAUGGAGGAUUCAGCCAAACAGAGCUUGGUGCCAAACUGAAGGAAGAGAAAAUAGAAACUGUCAUUAUAACCGGACUGGCGUUGGAUUAUUGUGUUUAUUAUACUGCCAAGGAUGCAAAGAAGCUAGGAUAUAAUGUAUAUGUCGUACAGGAUGCCACACGAGGUGUAUCGUAUGCGACUUCGGUGGACGCCAUUACAGACAUGGACUCGCGAGGUAUCCACAUGGUGCAGUCAAGUCAGCUAAAAGCGAUUAUGGAUGGUCUCACAAGCUCAGGAAAUAUUUUGCAGAUUUCUGGUUUUUCUUGGAACAAAAUAGUUUUUGUUUUUAUUGGGAUAUAUCUGUAUCUGUUGGUACCUCUCUAAACUAUUCCAAUAAUUGAUAAAAGUUAAACUUGAAAGUGUGACUGGGAAAUUUACACACCGUCUAGUUUGUGUAAUAACACAGCAAUAAGUACUUAAUACUUAUAUAAUGGCGAGUUACAAUGGCGAUAUCAACGUAAGUAUCCGUAAUUAGAGACACAGACAUGUUUAUUGUCCGAAGUGUAGACCAUCGAGGAAUAUUCCUUAAAUCCUCAUUAUUCCAAGAGUACAAUCCCGCUGUUGUAACUAAAGACUGAUCACAAAUAAAGUAAUGUUUUGCCUCCUGAUUGUGAUAUUUUUGACAUGCUGUGUCUGAUGACAGCUGAAUCACUUCAA
Molecule: messenger RNA, 1194 nt
Organism: Saccostrea echinata
Lineage: Eukaryota; Metazoa; Mollusca; Bivalvia; Ostreida; Ostreidae
Product: nicotinamidase-like
Exons: 6
Coding region: 1-861 (286 amino acids)
Source: RefSeq, a predicted model, not a curated record